AUGCCUGUUUACAGUUCUCAGCGAUUGCAGAAGAUGAUGAUGCAGCUUCAGUGUUAUGACCUGAGUGUUGUUUAUAAGAAAGGAACCGAGUUAUACAUCGCGGACACGUUGUCCUGUGCACAUUUGGGAGAAACUAUGGCAGAUGAGGAAGAUGAAUUCGAAGUUUUGAUGGUCACUCCAAUUGCACCUUGGAAAAUGGAUGAACUAAAGAAAGAAACAGCUUCUGACCCGGUAUUGGCCAAGCUGAUAGCCACCAUCGAUAGUGGCUGGCCCGAAUUGUUGAAAGAAACAGACACAGAGCUACAGGUAUUCUUUAACUUUAGAGAGCAACUAAUUGUGCAAGAUGACAUUGUUUUUAAAGGUGAAAAGAUAGUGGUUCCAUCUUCUUUGGGGUCUGAAUACCUCAACCAGAUUCACCAAGGGCAUCCUGGUUCGGAAGCCAUGAAGAACAGAGUGCGUGAUAUAUUUUAUUGGCCAGCUUUGUCCAGAGACGUUGAAGCCUUGUUGCCACAGUGCUCUGUUUGUAAUGCCUAUCGUCACCAUCAACAAAAAGAGCCUCUCAAGAUUCACGAAGUUCCAGUUCGACCCUGGUCUGUUGUUGCAUUUGAUCUCUUCACGUGGAAUGGAUCAGAUUAUCUUAUAACAGCAGAUUCAUAUUCUGGUUGGUUUGAGUUAGAUACCUUAAACAGUGGGACAUCAUCCAGGACAGUUAUUCAAAAGUUGAAGGCGCACUUUUUGAGAUUCAGAAUACCAGACGAAUUAUUCACAGAUAAUGGCCCUCAGUACUCAAGUUUGGAAUUUAGAGAGUUCUCCAACGAAUGGGGUUUUGUACACAAGACCAGCAGUCCUGGGUUUCCCCAAAGUAACGGCCUUAUCGAGAGAGCAGUUCAAACCUCCAAGAGAAUGCUGGAUAAGUGCAAGCAUGACGGAACUGAUCCUUACAUAGCACUUCUCAAUCUAAGAAAUACACCUCGUGAUCAAAUUCUUGGUUCUCCAGCACAACGCCUUCAAGCCAGAAGAUUGAAAUCCAAGUUACCGACACCCUCUCCAUUGCUUGUCCCAAAAGUGAUUGAUCCUUUGUCAGUGAAUGAGCAGUUGUUGCAGAAAAGGUUACAGCAAAAGAGAUAUUUCGACAAGUCAGCACGUCCUUUACCAAGUCUUCAAAUCGGUGAUAAAGUGCGAGUUCAAACACCAGUUGGGCAUGCACGUUUUGGAGUUGUUAGAAGGUCACCAACACCUGAACAACCAAGAUCGUAUAUCGUAACGGUGAACAGUAAGGAUUAUUGA
This is a messenger RNA of Dendronephthya gigantea, 1287 nucleotides long. RefSeq lists its product as uncharacterized. The coding region runs from base 1 to 1287 and encodes 428 amino acids. Gene Ontology annotation, molecular function: nucleic acid binding. The transcript has a single exon. The record is from RefSeq and is a predicted model, not a curated record. Gene Ontology annotation, biological process: DNA integration. Lineage: Eukaryota; Metazoa; Cnidaria; Anthozoa; Malacalcyonacea; Nephtheidae.